Messenger RNA from Prorocentrum cordatum, 1416 nucleotides. The record is from the annotation of a GenBank genome assembly. Lineage: Eukaryota; Dinophyceae; Prorocentrales; Prorocentraceae.
AUGGCUGCCAGGGGAAGGUCGCAAAUCACGCUGUGUCUCCCGAUCGUGUGGUACUGGUCAACCGUCGCUGCUACUGCCACCGACGCAUCAGGUGGGUUAUUCGAUCCAACACCUGCUCCCUUAGUGCCCACCGAGGAUUGUUACCCAGAGGAUGUCUGGCGCCUUCAGGGUUGGGCGGAUUAUAACCACGUGUUUGAGCGGUGUGGCCCCGAACUCGUCUGCCAGAAGGACCUGCGGAGGUGCGAGAAGUUCUGUAACGUCGAUGAAGAGUGUGAGGGCUUUCCGCACCGCGUUUGCGAUGGCACAGACUUCAGAUGCAAACACGGGAGCCUGUUCAAGGGCAGUGUAGGUGCAGAUGUUGGGGCAGCGUUCCUUUUUUCUUUCAUCAGUGGUUUAGCUCUGAGCGCAGGUAUUGGUGGUGGUGGUCUCUACGUGCCACUGCUGAUGGUUAUAUUGGGCUUCACUGUUCGUGAAGCCACUGGGCUAUCACAAGCUUGCUUGUCAGGUGGCUCCGCAUCUGCAUUGUUGUAUAACUUGCGCCAGAGGCAUCCGUCCGGCAAGAAGCCCAUGAUUGAUUAUACUUUGGUCCUGAUUAUGGGCCCAUGCCUCCUCAUUGGUGCACUGAUUGGCAGUUCGCUGAACCCGGUCGCACCAUCAUGGCUCAUCCUUGCAUUACUUAUGAUAGUCCUUUCACACUCUGCGUGGAAGGCUUUCGGCAAAGCCGUUACGACGUUCCGCAAGGAGCAGGCUGGCGAGGUCCGUGGCAUGGCAGCAGCGGGAGAUGCUCGGCUAUCCAAGAACUUCAUUGCACGGUGUAUCCAUCUUUUCAGUGGUAAGCCUUAUCCAGAGCACCAAGAUCAACAUGGUGAGCCGCCUGGAGUUGUCGUUGGGCGACCCGCUGAGGACGACUCCUCUGUCCGCAGUGCCGGUGCCGCUGGAAAUGCGGCGACCCAAGAAGCAGCCGCAGCUUACGUUGUGGGCAAGCCUGUUGCAGCUGGCAGCGCUACUGAAGCUUCAGGGGAGAAGGCAGCUGCUGGCCAGGUGCUUGGGCCAAUGGAUGCCGAAAAAGCUGAUAUCGGCCGAAAUGCCCAGUUGUCGCGCCCCAGUGGGGGGAGGAGUUCAAGCUCUGCUGCAGCUGAUGCUCAGCCAGCAACAACGCUUGACGCAGCGGCUGGCCCAUCAAGCAUCCACGUUGACCUCGGUGCAAAUGAUCCAUCCCAGCAGGCCCCGGCUUCGAACUCUGCGUCCAUUACUGGUGUCGCCAUGGCUGCAGAUGCAGGUGCACAGCGGCAGUACCCCAGGAGGAAGCUCAUGGGCUUUGCAAGCAUGUGGCUGAUCACAGCGCUCGGCAUCCUUGCAAGGGGCGGCAGAGAUACGAGCACGAUUGUCACUAUUGCUCUGUAUGGUAUUGGCUGA